Drosophila nasuta is the source of this 1458-nucleotide messenger RNA. RefSeq names its product SWI/SNF related, matrix associated, actin dependent regulator of chromatin, subfamily b, member 1 (gene Snr1). The record is from RefSeq and is a predicted model, not a curated record. Gene Ontology annotation, cellular component: nuclear chromosome. The coding region runs from base 157 to 1269 and encodes 370 amino acids. Gene Ontology annotation, biological process: chromatin remodeling. The transcript has 2 exons. NCBI's taxonomy places the organism in Eukaryota, Metazoa, Arthropoda, Insecta, Diptera, Drosophilidae.
GUCACACUACUUGUCAUCUUAACGACGCCAUGUCUCCGUUCGCAUGAAAAAAUAUUUGUCUGCAAAAAUUGGCCGAUAAAAUAAAUAGAUAAAAGAAAAGCAAUUGUGAAAAGUGUGGAAAGUGUAGAGCUUUAGUAAACAACAUAAGCUGAGAAGAUGGCGCUGCAGACGUACGGUGAUAAGCCGGUGGCAUUCCAACUGGAAGAGGGCGGCGAGUAUUAUUAUGUGGGCUCCGAGGUGGGCAAUUAUAUGCGACAUUUUCGCGGCAUCCUGUACAAGAAGUAUCCUGGGAUGACACGAAUUGUGCUCUCCAACGAGGAACGCAAGCGUUUGGCUGACUCCGGGCUAAGUUCACACAUAUUAGCGAGCUCAGUGUCGUUGCUGCGUGCUGUCGAAGUCGAUGACAUUAUGGCCGGUAACGACGAAAAAUAUCGCGCUGUUUCCGUGAACACCUCGGACACACCUGUGCCGCGUGAGAGCAAGUCAAAGAAGCAACCACAAUACGUUCCAACGAUGCCCAAUUCAAGUCAUUUGGAUGCAGUGCCUCAGGCCACACCCAUCAAUCGUAACCGGGUGCAUACCAAGAAGGUGCGCACGUUUCCCAUGUGUUUUGACGACACAGAUCCAACGGCAAGUCUGGAAAAUGCAGCACAAAAGGAAUGUCUGGUUCCCAUACGCCUGGACAUGGAGCUGGAGGGACAGAAGCUGCGUGAUACUUUCACAUGGAACAAGAAUGAGAGCAUGAUAACACCCGAACAGUUUGCCGAGGUCCUAUGUGAUGAUCUCGACCUGAAUCCCCUGCCAUUUGUUCCAGCAAUUGCCCAAGCAAUUCGCCAACAAAUCGAAGCGUUUCCUAACGAUCCACCAAUUCUAGAGGAAAGCUGCGAUCAGCGUGUUAUUGUCAAACUUAACAUUCACGUUGGCAACACCUCCCUGGUCGAUCAGGUUGAGUGGGACAUGUCCGAGAAGAACAACAAUCCUGAAGAGUUUGCCAUCAAGCUGUGUGCUGAAUUGGGACUAGGCGGUGAAUUUGUGACGGCGAUCGCAUACAGCAUACGCGGUCAGUUAUCGUGGCAUUGCCGCACCUAUGCAUUCAGCGAGGCUCCUUUAUCCACCAUUGAUGUACCGUUUCGUAAUCCAAGUGAUGCGGACGCCUGGGCGCCUUUCCUAGAGACGCUAACUGAUGCCGAGAUGGAGAAGAAGAUACGCGAUCAGGAUCGAAAUACACGACGCAUGCGACGUUUGGCGAAUACAACAACGGGCUGGUAAAUCGCGAUAUAUAUGUAGGUGGAUUUUGUUACUAUAAUAUUCUCUCAUUAUUUUUUAUUACUGGAAAAGAAUUGUACACCCCUGUCACUAUAAAAAUAGAGCUUCUUCGAGCUCACUUGCGUACAAUUGUUUUCCCAGUUCUAGCAAUAGUAGUGAUUGCAAAAUAAAUCGAAUAUUUGAGUAUGCAAA